AUGCUUUCAAGAACUUCGUCUUCUGUUUCUUCUUCUAUUAUUCAUCGUCUUCGCUCGUUAGCCUCUCCAAAGCUCCCUCUUUUAUCUUCUCUCUCUAUAUAUCGCGAUGUCCAGGCUUUUAACAUUUGCAAAUAUUAGGAAAGUUGCACAAUCUGCUAUUUCAACCCAGACAAGAAGCCGCUUAGAAUUUACGAAGUAUGGAACGGUUGUUACUGUUGGGUUGUGGUUGCCACAAUUUAGAGUGUACUCCCAGUAUUGGUUCAACAUUGGAGGAAGGGCUCCAUUCUUAUUGCAGAAUACUAAGGAAGGGUUGUGCCGAGGUUAUUUUUCGAGGAACCAUUCCUUCCUCUCUGCAAGUAGUGCAGUGACUCAUCAUGGCCAAGUUGCUUGGAAAAGGCUUACCCAUAAAUGUUCUGCCAGUAGUCGUAUGUUCCCUCACAUAGGCAGGAUUGCUCAAGCAGUCAGCUUAGCUCUGUACCGCUCGCACCUGAUAGUUCCUGGUAUUUUUGGCUUGACAUGGGGACGACUGGCAUUGUCACAGAGGACUUUAGUAGAGACAGAUUACUACCCAUCAUCAAAUUCUUUGUAUAUCCGUGCACAAGAUGGCCAUGCUUUUGUUUCCUCUAUGCUACUUUCAGUAGUAGAAGUUGUUAUCUUGCUGGUGAGGGCUCUCUAUCUUGCAGUUUUGUUCUCUCCAAGCAUACUAAUGGCACCAUUUGCUGGCUCUUGUGGUCCCCAAUUUAGGAAUGUGUGGCUUGAGGUUGUGCAUCGCACACUUGAAACAGCUGGUCCAGCAUUCAUAAAAUGGGGUCAAUGGGCAGCAACACGACCAGAUCUCUUCCCUAGAGAUUUAUGCACCAAGCUUUCAGAGCUUCACAGCAAAGCUCCGGAGCACAACUUUGCCUACACAAAGAAAACUAUUGAAAGAGCAUUUGGCCGCAAGCUUUCUGAAAUUUUUGAGGAUUUUGAAGAGGAACCUGUAGCAUCUGGCAGUAUAGCUCAGGUGCACCGGGCUUCUUUGAGAUUCCGCUAUCCUGGUAAGCAGGUCAAGCCCAUGGUAGUUGCAGUAAAGGUUAGACAUCCUAGUGUCGGUGAAUCAAUUAGGAGAGAUUUUAUGAUUAUCAACUUGGUGGCGAAGUUAUCAAAGUUCAUUCCAACUCUGAACUGGUUGAGAUUGGAUGAGAGUGUCCAGCAGUUUUCUGUUUUCAUGAUGUCUCAAGUUGAUCUUGCAAGGGAAGCUGCCCAUUUGAACCGUUUUAUAUAUAAUUUCCGAAGCUGGAAAGAUGUUUCUUUUCCUAAGCCUGUGUAUCCACUUGUGCAUCCUGCUGUUUUAGUGGAAACUUAUGAGCAAGGCGAAAGUGUUGCACACUAUGUUGAUGGACUUGAAGGACAUGACCGGAUUAAGACUGCACUUGCUCAUAUUGGAACUCAUGCACUUUUAAAGAUGCUUUUGGUGGACAACUUUAUUCAUGCUGACAUGCAUCCUGGAAAUAUCCUUGUCCGGGUGUCUCAGAGCAAGGCUUCUCGAAAACGGCUCUUUAAAUCAAAGCCUCAUGUCAUUUUCCUUGAUGUAGGCAUGACUGCUGAACUUUCUAAGAGUGAUCGAGUAAAUUUAUUAGAAUUUUUUAAGGCUGUUGCCCGAAGAGACGGUCGCACUGCUGCAGAGUGUACGCUUAGAUUAUCGCAACGACAAAACUGCCCAAACCCAAAGGCUUUUAUUGAGGAAGUGGAAGAAGCAUUCACUUUUUGGGGUACUCCAGAGGGUGAUCUAGUCCAUCCAGCUGAAUGCAUGCAACAACUGCUUGAGAAAGUACGGCAUCAUAAAGUCAAUAUUGAUGGCAAUGUAUGCACUGUGAUGGUCACAACUUUGGUUCUUGAGGGUUGGCAAAGGAAACUUGAUCCAGGAUAUAACGUGAUGCAAACGCUACAGACUCUACUACUCAAAGCUGACUGGGCAAAAUCUCUUUCCUACACUAUUGAUGGGCUGAUGGCUCCAUAAAAUAUUAUCUGAAGUACAGUUAGUUGAAUGCAUCAUUUCAAUAGAUCUCUAGGAUCAUGUGUUUCUCUUUCUAGAAAACAAUUUUGAUAGAGCUGAGACCCGAGAAUGUAACCGGUCCUGAAAGGCAUUAAAAAUAUCAUUUUUUAUCA
This is a messenger RNA of Durio zibethinus, 2148 nucleotides long. RefSeq lists its product as uncharacterized. Lineage: Eukaryota; Viridiplantae; Streptophyta; Magnoliopsida; Malvales; Malvaceae. The record is from RefSeq and is a predicted model, not a curated record.